Molecule: messenger RNA, 2211 nt
Organism: Diospyros lotus (date-plum)
Lineage: Eukaryota; Viridiplantae; Streptophyta; Magnoliopsida; Ericales; Ebenaceae
Product: alcohol acyltransferase 9
Exons: 2
Coding region: 772-2109 (445 amino acids)
Molecular function (GO): acyltransferase activity, transferring groups other than amino-acyl groups
Source: RefSeq, a predicted model, not a curated record
GACACAAUAAUAAGAUUGUUUCCUUAUAAUUUAAAAUCUAUUGAUUAAAUUGAUGAAAUUAAUUUUUUGGAAUGAUCACUCUUACACGAUUCUCAGUACUCGUGUUUUUAAUUACACCAUAAAAAGUAAAUUACAGGUUGGGUCUUUGACCCUUACGCAGAACGAUAAUCGAACUCACAACUCACUAAAUUGAUUAGCAUAUAUAUUAUUCAUCUAGUCACUUAAUCUAAUUAUGCCUUGAAGCGAUGAAAUUAGAUGAAAUUAACUUCUUUCGCCUUUAUAUAAUUGACCUUUGUCCAAUACAUUCAAAAUAACUAUACUUGACACCUUAUAUAUUUCUAAAAUUAAAGUAUUUUAAAAUUAAGUAUAUAAUUCAAACUAACUUUUUGAACAAGAUAAUCUUCUUUCUUAAAGGAAGAACAACUUUUAGAACCAGGCAGCCAUGCUAGUAAUCACAAAGGUUAGGAAGGGUCAUACGAAAUGGAAGUGAGGCUGUGCUCUCAAUAACCUUAUUCUCAGUGAGGAAUCUGAUCGUACACCACCAUAUCCAACCGUAGAUCUUCAAUUGGCCCAUUCUAAAUUUCCCCUGUCUCUCUCCUCUUCCCUUCCCAGUACGCCAUCUCUCUCUCUCUCUCUCUCUCUCUGUAUAUAUAUAUAUAUAUAUAUCCAUAUCUCCCUCUUCUCUUCAGCAGAAGCUGCUGCUGCUGCUGCUUCUUCUUCUUUAUAAUCGAUCUUCUCUCGGAAAGAGAAGAGGCUAGGAUUAGAUUAAACAUGUUGAGAUCACCAGAGCUCCCAGCUAUUUGUCUCUACCCAAACCAGCCCACCUUGGUCUCCCCGAACAGCUUGACCCCCAAUCAUUCACUCUACCUCUCCAACUUAGACGAUCAAAAGUUCCUAAGAUUCUCCAUCAAAUAUCUUUACCUUUUCAAGAAAUCUGUAAGCGCAGACACCUUGAAGUACUCCCUCUCCACACUACUCGUCCAUUACUACCCGCUCGCCGGGAGGUUACGGCCGAACCCAGAAGAUGACCAGAAGCUCGAGGUCGACUGUAAUGGCCAGGGCGCCCUCUUCGCCGAGGCCUUCAUGGACAUCACCGCUGACGAGUUUCUCGCACUUUCCCUCCUCCCAAACAGGUCCUGGAGGAAGCUACUCUAUAGGGUUGACGCUCGCAGCUUCCUCGAUGUUCCUCCCCUCGUCGUUCAGAUCACGUAUCUCCGUUGUGGAGGAAUGAUUCUGUGCACUGGCAUCAAUCAUUGUCUGUGCGACGGCAUCGGCACAUCCCAAUUCCUCCACGCCUGGGCCCACCUCACCACCAAGGCCACUGCCGCCCACUUGCCCGUCUCCCCCUUUCACGACCGCCACGUGUUGAAACCCCGCACCCCGCCGCACCCAACCUUUACCCACCCCCAAUUUUCCCAAAAUGCCCCUCCCCACCAAUCCCAAUACCCCCUCGCCCCCGCCUCCUUAACCUUCUCCCCCUCCCAUAUCCUCCACCUCAAGCGCCAGUGCUUCCCCUCUCUAAAGUGCACCGCCUUCGAGGCCCUGGCGGCUCACACGUGGCGCUCCUGGGCCCGCUCCCUGGACCUGGCCCCCACCCUCCACGUCAAGCUCCUCUUCUCCCUCAACUUCCGCACCCGGGUCGACCCGCAUCUGCCCCCCGGCUUCUACGGCAACGCCUUCGUGCUGGCCUGCGCCGAGGCCGGCGUCAGGGACCUGGCGGCGUCUAACCUCCGCCACGGAGUCAGCAUGGUCCAGCAGGCCAAGGCCUCCGUCACCGACGGCUACGUCAGGUCGGUGAUCGAUCUGCUGGAGGACAAAACGGUAAAAACGGAGGUGCCUCCGUCGAGCUUGGUGAUAUCGCAGUGGUCCAAGCUGGGGCUGGAAGAGUUGGAUUUUGGAGAGGGCAAGCCUCUGCAUAUGGGCCCUUUGACCAGCGACAUUUACUGCCUAUUCUUGCCGGUCGCCGGCGACUCUGAUGCCGUCAGAGUGCUCGUCUCCUUGCCGGAGUGCGCGGCUGAUAAAUUCGAGUAUUUCAUGAUGGGUUCGUGGCGUAGUGAUGAGGAAGACGACGUCGUAGAUGCAGAUGGACUCUGCCAAGACAAAUAUUAAUUCCUACAAAGCCUCCUCCCCCCAUAUAUAUAUGUGUGUGUGGUGUGUGUGUACACGCGUGUGAUAUCGUUUAUCUUGUCAUGAGAUUUUAUUUUCAAUCUC